CACCAUCAUACUAACCUACAUACAACCAGCAACCGCAACCUAACUGGCCUUCAUUACAACGACCAGCACAUCCAACCUCUACCUCUGCACACACUUCCAAACACUUCCCCAUUCAAACAAAUUCCAAAUCAAUCAAAAUGGUCUGCGCCAAAUGCCAAAAGAAACUCAAACAAACCGAACUAGCGACACCCGGCGUGAAGCGCAAAAGCGAGAUGUACUAUGGCUCGCCCUCGACGUCCCUCGGCGGGGGUGGCAGCAGCAGCAGCACCACCAGUGGAGCCGGUAGUGGUAGCUCUAGCUCUAAGCCGACGUUAGGGAAUACGGGGAUCGGGAAGAGUAAACUACUCAGCGCGAAAGCCAAGAAUCCCUACGCGGCGUAUUCGUCCUCGUGCGAGGUGUGCAAGACCAAGACGGAGCAGGGCCGGAAGUACUGCCAGCGGUGCGCUUAUCAGAAGAAUUCUUGUCCGAUGUGUGGGAAGAGUCUGGCUAAAGGAGUUGCUAAGGGGCAGCCGGUUGUUCAGGGGCAGAAGUUUAAUUUGAAGUGAGCUGUAGGCUGUUGUGUAUGUAUGUAUCUAGUGCGUUAUCGGUGGGCUUGGUAGUGUUUGUUAUUAUGAGAGGGGUACGGGUAUUCAUCACUGGCGUGGCGUUGGAUUGGAAAUGCAUUUGCUGU
Aspergillus homomorphus CBS 101889 is the source of this 670-nucleotide messenger RNA. RefSeq names its product cysteine-rich PDZ-binding protein. NCBI's taxonomy places the organism in Eukaryota, Fungi, Ascomycota, Eurotiomycetes, Eurotiales, Aspergillaceae. The record is from RefSeq and is a predicted model, not a curated record. The coding region runs from base 138 to 545 and encodes 135 amino acids. Gene Ontology annotation, molecular function: microtubule binding. Gene Ontology annotation, biological process: cytoplasmic microtubule organization. The transcript is spliced from 3 exons.